Messenger RNA from Malania oleifera, 2919 nucleotides. Its product is annotated as alpha-N-acetylglucosaminidase. Lineage: Eukaryota; Viridiplantae; Streptophyta; Magnoliopsida; Santalales; Ximeniaceae. The record is from RefSeq and is a predicted model, not a curated record. The transcript has 19 exons. The coding region runs from base 192 to 2603 and encodes 803 amino acids.
GACCCAGCAAUCAUCAAAAAGACAACAACUCCAUGUGUUGCCAAAACGCCGGCGCGUAGAAAUGAUUAUCCCAUUGGUUAUCCGAUUUCUUCUCAUGGGCGUCUGACCUUCUUGUUUACUUCAAAGGUUCCUGCGCCUGCUCUGCUAUUCAACUACUACGCUGCGCCGAUCAGAACAAUCAAAACCAAAGCAUGCCCAAUUUGAAAUCUCUCAUCAUUGUUUUGGUUCUCGCGCUACUACCCGUAGCUUUAUCGGAGCCGGAAGCCAUAGAAGCUCUGCUCAGUCGUUUGGACACUAAACGGCCAUAUCAUUCAGUACAAGAAUCUGCAGCAAAAGCUGUUCUCCAGAGAUUGCUUCCGACCUAUUUAUCCAGUUUUGAAUUCAGGAUUGUUUCCAAGGAUGUUUGUGGAGGAAGAAGCUGUUUUUGGAUACAAAAUUACAAAAAGGCAAACGGGAAUAGGCCUAAGAUAAUGAUUAAAGGCACUACAGCGGUUGAAGUCACGUCCGGCUUGCACUGGUAUUUAAAAUAUUGGUGUGGUGCCCAUGUUUCAUGGGACAAGGCGGGUGGCAUUCAGGUAGCCUCCGUCCCUAAGCCAGGAUCACUACCUGUUGUAAAAGAUGAGGGUUUGAUGAUUCAACGACCUGUACCGUGGAGUUAUUAUCAAAACGUUGUCACUUCCAGUUAUUCUUAUGUUUGGUGGGAUUGGGGUAGAUGGGAAAAGGAGAUAGACUGGAUGGCUCUUCAGGGAAUUAACCUUCCUUUGGCAUUUACAGGGCAGGAAGCAAUUUGGCAAAAAGUUUUCAUGGGCUUCAAUAUUAGUAUCGAAGAGUUGAAUGAUUUCUUUGGUGGACCUGCUUUCCUUGCUUGGGCUCGCAUGGGAAAUUUACAUGGGUGGGGUGGGCCUUUAUCACAAAAUUGGUUGGAUCAACAAUUGAUUUUGCAGAAACAGAUAUUAUCUCGCAUGUUAGAGCUAGGCAUGACUCCAGUGCUGCCAUCAUUCUCUGGGAAUGUUCCAGCCACAUUGAAAAAGAUAUACCCCUCAGCAAAUAUUACGAGGCUUGGUGACUGGAACACUGUUGAUGGCAAUCCUCGUUGGUGUUGUACUUACCUUCUCGAUCCUUCGGAUUCUUUAUUUGUUGAAAUUGGGGAGGCUUUUAUAAAGCAACAAAUUAAAGAAUAUGGGGAUGUAACAGAUAUCUAUAGCUGUGAUACAUUCAAUGAGAACUUGCCACCUACUAGUGAUCCAGCUUAUAUUUCAUUAAUUGGAGCCGCUGUGUACAAAGCAAUGUCCAAGGGUGAUAAUGAUGCAGUUUGGCUAAUGCAGGGUUGGCUCUUCUCUUCAGACUCUACAUUUUGGAAGCCACCCCAGAUGAAAGCACUUCUACAUUCUGUUCCAUUUGGGAAAAUGAUAGUCCUUGAUCUAUUUGCUGAUGUCAAGCCUAUCUGGAAAACAUCUUCUCAAUUUUAUGGCACUCCUUAUGUCUGGUGUAUGCUGCAUAAUUUUGGUGGGAAUAUUGAAAUGUAUGGGAUACUAGAUGCAGUUUCCUCUGGUCCAAUUAAUGCUCGCACCAGUGAAAAUUCAACCAUGGUUGGUGUUGGCAUGUGCAUGGAAGGAAUUGAGCAAAAUCCAGUUGUUUAUGAGCUGAUGUCUGAAAUGGCUUUUCGCAAUGAAAGAGUGGAAAUUUUGGAAUGGUUGAGAACUUAUUCCCGUAGAAGGUAUGGUAAAGCAGUCCAUCAAGUUGAGGCAGCUUGGGAAAUUCUUUAUCACACAGUUUACAAUUGUACGGAUGGAAUCGCUGACCAUAACACAGAUUUCAUUGUUAAAUUUCCAGACUGGGAUCCAUCUCUGAAAUCUAGAUCUGAGAAAACAAAAGCAUAUACGAUACAUAAGCCUUUCACAUUACCUUGGAACAGAAGAUUCUUGUUUGAAGAUGCACAUUUUACUUUAUCUCAGCCACAUUUAUGGUAUUCUACUCAGGAAGUGAUUGGUGCUUUACGGCUAUUCCUUGAUGCAGGAAAUGAUCUUGCUGGAAGUUCUACCUAUAGCAGGUAUGACUUGGUUGACUUAACGCGGCAAGCACUAUCAAAGCUAGCAAACCAUGAAUAUUUGAAUGCGGUGACUGCUUUUCAACAGAAAGAUGUCAAGUCUUUAACUCUUCAUAGUGAAAAUUUUGUUCAACUCAUCCAGGAUAUUGAUGCACUUCUUGCUUCCAAUGAUAAUUUUCUACUUGGGACUUGGCUUGAAAGCGCAAAAAAGAUGGCCAAAAAUCCUAGUGAGAUGAAGCAGUAUGAGUGGAAUGCAAGAACACAAGUGACAAUGUGGUUAGAUAACACAAAAAACAAUCAGAGCAAACUUCAUGAUUAUGCAAACAAAUUUUGGAGCGGGCUACUUAGAGGCUACUACCUGCCGAGGGCUUCAACCUAUUUCAAUUAUUUGUCAAAAAGCUUGAAAGAAAAUGAGAACUUCAAGUUGGAGGAAUGGAGAGAAGAAUGGAUAUCAUUUUCGAACAAAUGGCAAGAAGAGGCGGGGUCCUACCCAGUUAAGGCUGAAGGAGAUUCCCUUGCCAUUUCUAAUGCAUUGUAUGAGAAAUAUUUCAGCUAAAAAGUUUGCAAUGGAUUCAUGAUCGUAACAUUGAUGAAUAAAAGAUGGUGUACUGCAACAAGACAUCUUAUAUGGAACCUUUAUGCUACAAUCUGGGGCAUAGAGUUGGAGCUUUUGGAUUUGGCUUUGUGCAGAAUUUGACAAAGUUCAACAAUAUUUUUAUUUUGUAAUCCAACGAUUGAAGCUCAUCUUCUCAAACACAACAUUUAGACUAUUGACUAGCAAUGUAUUUUUGAACAUUUGUUAAUGAAGAUGGAUGUAGUAGAAGGAUUACUUACUUUAGCAUUUUGCAAUAAAAUCUUUCAUUUGAAUGUCA